UUGGAAGUGCCUCCUUCUGAAGACUCCCCUUGGCUCUUCGUGCCAUUUUUAUUACGCAUACGCCCCGCUGGUCGAUGUAGAAGUCAGAGUAGGGAGCUCAAGGCAGAUAGCCAUCUGCUCAGCUAUUUGUACGUUUCAGUUCGAAUUGUAAGUAUCGACUGAGCCCAAGAGACUGUCGCUGUUUGUAGGUACUUUAUUUAUGGGCUACUUGAAUCGGAACUAAUUGCCUGAAAUGCAAUUCGCUGACCCAUAGCUAAUCGGUUAAAACCCGAAAAUUAUUCCUAUCAUCAUUAUAUUGAUCGCUAAUACUGCCAGCUCACUAAAAACUGCGAGGAGUUCUAAAAACAAAUGAUUAUCGGGGAAAACAUGUGCGCUUCACAAAAUAUGUAAAUAAAUAAGAUCUGCGACUAUCUGUGGGUAAUGUACCGCCCCUCGGAUCGCUCGAACGAAACACUUUUAGUUCCCUCCCAGCAUCGAAGCGAUCCACACCUAUCAAGUAGAAUCAAAAUCCGAACUGGCCCCAAAAAAUUAACACGGCAAAAUGACAAACGUCAGCUGAAGUCGGUAGAAGAACGUAGUGGUUCAUUGGCCCCCCUCCCGAAUAAUAACUAAGCCCGUAGUCCAGAGAUCCGUUGGGGACUGGGAGUGGUCAUCAUGCGACGUCCAAAGAUAUCCCUCAAGAAGUACUUCUAUUUCACACUCAUCUGCGCCCUCCUUCUCAUCUUCGGUUUCAAUCUAAAAGAGCACGAAAUAUGGAAGACGCGGAGUCCCCGAUCUGCCCUGAUGUCUCAGCAGCAGCAGCACCAACAAGUGCAUCAGCUCCAGGCAGUGGAUGAGGAGCACCCGACGGCCACAAGUUCCACACCGACACCGGCGUCUGCCACCCUCCUCCCAGAGUCGUCUGCCAAUCUGGUCGACAUGCCUGAGCAGGCGGUGCUGGAGGAGGAGGAGAGUGAGGUGGAUCGGCAGGAUGCAGUACAGGCCAAGCCAUGGUUCUUCAAAAAUGGGGAAUACUAUCCGAAGCCGGCCAAGACCUACAGCAAUCGCAAGGCCCGGAAACGGCAUGCCCCACGGUUGCUGCCCCAUCAGGAUCCCCACUCCGACCGGAUACUCAACCAACUGAUGUACGUGCCGCACAACUAUGAGCAAAUCAAAUCCAGCGGCAAAGUGAAGACCAUUCUCCUGUACAAUGGUCUCGGUCCUUGGAACGUCAAGAAAGGACGCGAAGUCUUCCUGAAAGCCAAGUGCCCAGUGGACACCUGCGAACUGACUGCCAAUCGCGAUCUGGCCAGCUCGGCCGACAUGAUCCUCUACAAGGAUCACUACAUACCGACGGGCAUCCGGCGGCCCAGCAACUCCAAGCAGGUCAGCAUGCUGUACUACCUGGAGUGUCCAUAUCAUACACAGAAUGUCAAAGUUCCGGAUGCCAUCAAUUGGACGGCCACCUACAGGCGGGACAGUACCAUUGUGGCACCUUACGAAAAGUGGCAGUACUAUGACCCGAAGGUCCAACAACUGGAGCAGGAUCAGAACUAUGCGGUCAACAAAACAAAAAAGGUGGCCUGGUUUGUGUCCAACUGUGGGGCAAGGAACGGUCGCCUCCAAUACGCCCACCAACUGCAGAAGCACAUUGACGUUGAUAUCUAUGGGGCGUGUGGCAACUUCAAGUGCUCCCGGAGUACGGCGGACAAGUGCUUCGAGAUCCUCGACAACGACUACAAGUUCUACCUGGCGUUCGAGAACUCCAACUGCAAGGACUACAUCACAGAGAAGUUCUUCGUCAACGCUCUGAACCGGAAGGUCCUGCCGAUUGUGAUGGGAGCCCGUCCGGAAGACUACGAGGUGAGUGCUCCGCGUCGUUCCUACAUCCACGUGGAUGAGUUCGCCUCGCCGAAGGAACUGGCGGAGUACCUGCACAUCCUGGAUCGGGACGAGGAGCUGUACAACUCCUACUUCAAGUGGAAGGGCACGGGGGAGUUCAUCAAUACGUACUACUGGUGUCGGGUGUGCGCCACUCUGCAUAACGAGGAGCAGCUCCGGAAGCCCAGGUGGUACAGUGACCUCAAUGACUGGUGGCGGGGUGUCGGUGUGUGUACGACGGGAUCCUGGCGGAACUUCAAGGCGCGCAAGGACGUCAUCAGCGACGACUGAGUGCUCGAGGCUAUCCAGAUCGUUGGCAUGGACAUCACGUAGGUCAGAGUUCAUCGAUCGAUUCAGUGAGUCAGUCGCUUCUGAAUUGUUACUGUUUUCGUAGGCAUCUAAAUUUCUUACGGUCCCCCCUUACUGACCCUCUACAGGAUGGAUCGAUUUUUAUGAUUUUAAUUUCAAUAUCCUUUUGAUAUUAACUUUUAAAUGAAUAACUUCUACAAAUUUUAGCAUUUAAAUCGACCCAACCUAGGCUAUCUGUAUGUGUAAAGAAUUGCUUCGUUUUUGCCGGAGUUUUACGUAAAUGUUUUGUAGUUAGUUAGUAAGUAACCCAAUCCCCGGAGCUGGCGCCGCCCGAGGUAAUCAAAUCAAAUCGAAUAAUCAUACUAGCCCAUAGACUAAAAGAUCCCCGUGCAGAUCGUUGUAACAUAUACAAUACCAGAUGCAUAAGAGAACCUAGUAACCUAGCCUAGUUAUAUACGGAUAUACAAAUUAUAUAUAGAUCUAUAAUUUAUAUAGUGGUUUAAACUACAAGCAAGUCCAACUUAGAGCAUAAAAGACAAAAUAAAAGACAUGACGGGCAGUUAGUUAAAAAAAUAACAACACAUUCCAUAGCUAAACUGCAAUGGAGUAAGAAUCUGCUUAACAUAUAGCUUAGUUUAGAUCUUUUGUAAGUGUUUUUUGUAAGCAACCAGCAACUGAUGGAUCGUCCUAAGAUAUGUUGCCUGUUGACCGAGCACAUUAUAAUUUCUAUACUUAAUGUUCAGUUUUAGAUUUCACCUCCGUACUAGCCCGGCUUUUAGUUGAAACGUUAGCUGUAGUAGAGCUACUUGAAGAGGUUUCCCAGCCUAUUGACUAACUAAUUAAUAACUAUCUGUAGUAGAACCGAUUCGCACAAGCCAACAUAUAUAUCUCUGAGCUAAUACAAAUACUAUCUGCAUUCCUAUUUUUCACAAAACAUCACAUUGCGCAUUAAAGCGUGUGUUUUUUACGAUUUUUAGCCAUAUUUGUAUUUAUUGUGUAACAUUUAAUUUAUAAGUAUUGAAUAAUAUCAUAUGUGUGUGUAUUUUGAUUGUGAACUUGUUUAAUUUUUAAUUUUUACUGUGAUACAAAAAAGAAUAAUUAUAAUAACAAGAAUUAAACAAUGGCAACAUACUAUAAACGA
Drosophila ananassae is the source of this 3310-nucleotide messenger RNA. It is a transcript of the gene FucTA, whose product is annotated as glycoprotein 3-alpha-L-fucosyltransferase A. Gene Ontology annotation, molecular function: alpha-(1->3)-fucosyltransferase activity. The transcript has 4 exons. NCBI's taxonomy places the organism in Eukaryota, Metazoa, Arthropoda, Insecta, Diptera, Drosophilidae. Bases 655 to 2151 code for a protein of 498 amino acids. Gene Ontology annotation, cellular component: membrane. The record is from RefSeq and is a predicted model, not a curated record.